AUGUCACAAACUACCAAUGAUAUUGACAUGUUGGACACAAUCGUGUCUUCUAUUACAAAUCCAACAAGUCAAUUAGUUAAGGUGGCCAUGCAAAAUAACGUCCAUAAUGAUCCUACUACCCCUAUUAAAAAUCACAGUACUACUAAUAAUACUACCCUUCCUAGUGAAAAAAUUAGUAGCAAUCCGUCCAUUAACCACAAUCUCAAGCAAGAUCUUUCAUCAAGAUCUGCUUAUCCACAAAGGCCUAAGCAUGUUAGCCAAAUGGCAAUGACAGAAGAACAUCCAAGCCGAAUGGCUAAAAACCCAGUACACGCAAAGGAUUUGGGAACUCAGCCUAUAAACUCCACCCUUGGGGACUCAAACGACAUGCAAAAGAUAUCCCCAAUCAUUACCCUAUCAACCAAUCCAUCCCUUAUACCUAAUAGCUCCUCCUCACCUGAUUUAGAGUUAUUAAGUAACCUAAACACUGAUCAUAAUGCCAACAUUACCAUCAUCCCUAAGGAGGAGAUAAAGACUUCUCCAAAUUCUUCGACAAACCAGAAUCACCAUGGAAAACCUCCCACCUCUCCAACCUCAACCAGUAAACCCUCAAAUAGUUUAUGUUCAACCACAUCAAGCUCAAAACUAUAA
This is a messenger RNA of Nicotiana tabacum (common tobacco), 630 nucleotides long. The record is from RefSeq and is a predicted model, not a curated record. NCBI's taxonomy places the organism in Eukaryota, Viridiplantae, Streptophyta, Magnoliopsida, Solanales, Solanaceae.